This is a messenger RNA of Rosa chinensis, 2947 nucleotides long. RefSeq names its product serine/threonine-protein kinase HSL1. Gene Ontology annotation, biological process: protein phosphorylation. The coding region runs from base 399 to 2678 and encodes 759 amino acids. The transcript is spliced from 4 exons. The record is from RefSeq and is a predicted model, not a curated record. NCBI's taxonomy places the organism in Eukaryota, Viridiplantae, Streptophyta, Magnoliopsida, Rosales, Rosaceae. Gene Ontology annotation, molecular function: protein kinase activity; ATP binding.
AUUAAAUAUGUGUGUAUAAUACAACAAGGUGACGAAACGGCCGCCUCGUAGAUUCAGUUUUCUUGUCUCCCAAAAUUCGUUUUUCAGAUUUUGUUUCUGAAGGAAACCACCUGAACCAGGAGGAGCUAGGACCUCUACUUAUUUUGGUUCCAGAACACCGUACGUGGCUAUUGGGAACCGGCUGCGGCAGCUUGAACAUGAUCGGAUUGUUGAAAGGUUGCAUGAGGCAUCUGUGUUCUUGUUCAUGAAAUAGGUUGGCUAGCUAUAUUGGGAUCUUCGGCAGGUGUUGAGAUCUCGUUUUGGUUUCAGGAGACGUUGUGAGCCUUUCAUUGUUGCAUUUGUGUGCUGUUUUUUUAUCUACGUAAACGCGAUAGAGAAACUUUAAUUACUGGGCCGGAAUGGAACAAUUCCGGCGUAUCGGAGAGGUUUUGGGGAGUAUGAAGGCACUGAUGGUCUUACAAGAUGGUAUCAAGAUCAAUCAAGGGCAGUGCUGUCUAUUGCUUGAUAUCUUGACUUUGGCAUUUGAGACAAUUGGGGAGGAGAUCAGGCUGAACCUGAAAUUGGAGGAGAAAAAGACCAAAUGGAAGGGCCUAGAUGAACCUCUGAGGGAGCUCUACACAGUUUUCAGAGAAAGCGAGAUUUACAUCAGAAGCUGCAUGGAUGCCAAAGACUGGUGGGGCAAAGCAGUCAUCCUCCAUCAGAACAAGGACUGUGUCGAAUUUUACAUACAUAAUUUGUUCUGCUACUUCUCGGCUGUCAUUGAGGCAAUCGAGAACGCUGGAGAGAUUGCGGGGCUGGACCAGGAUGAGAUGCAGAAGAAGAGGAUUGUGCUUAAGAGGAAGUAUGAUAAGGAUUGGAAUGACCCGAAACUUUUCCAGUGGAGAUUUGGGAAGCAGUAUUUGGUCCCGAAGACGAUGUGCAAAAGGUUGGAGAGUGCUUGGAGGGAAGAUAGAUGGCGGCUCAUUGAAGCACUCAAGGAGAAGAAAUUAGCUGUUGGUUUGACAAAGAAUGAGCAGCAGCUCGGAGACUUGCUGCUUAAGAAACUACACGGGGCAGAGUUUUUGAAUGGGAAACUGUUUCCGAGCUCAAUUUUAUUAGGAGCUAAGGAUUACAACAUUAAGCGGCGGUUAGGAAAUGGACGGCAGUACAAGGAAAUCCACUGGUUGGGGCACAACUUUGCCAUGAGACAUUUCUUUGGGGAACUUGAACCGUUCAGUUCUGAGAUUUCGACUCUCCUUUCACUCUCCCACCCCAGUGUACUGCAAUACCUUUGCGGGUUUUAUGAUGAAGAUAAGAAGGAAUGCUUCCUUGUUAUGGAGUUGAUGAGCAAGGAUCUCUGUUGCUACAUGAAGGAGAAUUGCGGCGCAAGAAGGCAGAUCUUGUUCUCUCUCCCAGUGGUGGUUGAUAUCAUGCUUCAGAUUGCAAGAGGCAUGGAGUAUCUCCACUCCAGAAAGAUAUACCAUGGUGACUUGAACCCUUUCAAUAUAUUUCUCAAGGCAAGGAGCUCUACAGAAGGUUUCUUUCAAGCAAAAGUCUCCGGUUUUGGUUUGACAUCUGCCCAAAAGAAACCUACUUGCCGAAACUCACAGAAACAGCAGCAGAAGAAACAUGAAAUCGACCCUUUGAUUUGGUGUGCCCCGGAAGUCCUAGCUGAGCAAGAACAAACAGGAAAUACCUUUGUCCAUUCGAAAUUCACAGAGAAAGCAGACGUGUACAGCUUUGGGAUGCUUUGCUUUGAGCUCUUGACUGGGAAGAUCCCUUUUGAAGAUUCACAUCUCCAAGGGGACAAGAUGAGUCACACUAUAAGAGCAGGAGGGAGGCCCCUUUUUCCAUUCCCUUCACCAAAGUACCUUGUCAAUUUAACCAAGAGGUGCUGGCACUCUGACCCGUCUCAGCGCCUGAGUUUCUCAUCCAUUUGCAGGAUCUUACGCUACAUAAAGAAAUUCCUGGCCUUGAACCCUGAUGUUGAUCAGCCACCAAUACUCCAAUCCCCUUCCACGGACUUUUGUGAAAUAGAGACAUGGUUCCAGAAGCAUUACAAGGCAAUGGGGCAUGCUGAUGCAGCCUCCAUCUCACAAAUUCCAUUCCAAAUGUUUUCUUAUAGACUUGGAGAGAUGGACAAGACUCCUGGCUUGAUCAGGAUCAAGAGUUUGGAUUCUGUGAGUGAAACCGCUUCGAUGUUUAAGGCUGAAGAAGAAGCCACUCCUGUGAUUGACAGUCUCACCGUUACAGAUGAUACAAGGUCUUUUUUCUCUGAUGCGAGGUCACUUUAUGAUGUGAGAUCAGUUUUUUCCGAGGCGCCAAUGAAGAAAACUCUCAGUGCAAAGAAACGUUCAGAAUUGAGGGGCAGAAAAGCCUCAGGUCCUUCACAAGCACCAACAACAUCAAGAAUUUCCUUGCCCAAACUUCCGACACCAAAGCUCUCGUCGCCAAAACUUCAGUACUCAAAACUCCCACCGUCGAAAGUUGCUUCGCCAAAAAGUUCAUUUGGUCGCAGUUCAAUGACUAACAAGACCAGUCCACCACUGAGUUGUAUAAGCUCCAGGAACUCCAUGAGUAUGAGUAUGAGCCCAAGGUAUCCUAUGACUAUGAGUAUGAGCCCAAGGCAUCCUAUGAGUGCGACUCGAGGCAAUAGCUGCCGACCGAGAGGUCAUGUCUCGGAUUCCGAUUUACAUUAGCUUUUUGCUCAAGUUUCACCAUAAACAACUCCACAGAGCAUCUGGCCUCAAAUAGCAUUUAGCACAGAAUGAAAAUUUCACAAUAUACACAGCAAGUACAGAUUUCUUUUUGUUACCCUUAAAACAAAUAUGUUAGUUUGAUUACCAAAAAAGACAGUGAAUUUUCCUCUUUCUUUACCUUUUUUUGUAAAUUUCAAACAUGGUAGAGUUUUGCUCUUCUAUGCAAAGGUUCUCCAGUGGUCUUUACUGCUAUUACUUUUUUUUUUUAA